AUGCCUCCUCAGAAACGAAAAGCCGCGAACAAUUCCAAGGGCGCCGGAGAUGCCAAUGACUCCCACCCGGUCGCCAAACGCGGCAAACCGGACCUGACGCGUCCCCACCCCCAUGCUCAGCAGACGGAAGAAUUUGGCAUCGUGUUGCGCGACUUUUACCCCCCUGAGAUGAAUAACGAACGCUGCGCCGCCUACAAUAACGGCACGCUAGAGCGCCCGAUUGAAACGUUGCAGAAGGCAUAUGAGGAUACACAGGAGGAGCGGCAGGCUGUCCAGCCCGGUAGAGCUGUUGUACACUGGUUUAAAUCGGAUCUUCGCUUGCAUGACAACCGUGCGCUGCAGAUGGCCUACCAGGUGGCGCGCGAGCAUGACAUUCCGCUUCUAACACUCUACAUCUUGUCGCCGGAGGAUCUGACCGCGCACUUAGCCAGCCCAGCGCGCGUGGAUCUAACCCUCCGCACCCUGGCUCAGCUUCAGCGAGACCUGGGGGAACUGGACAUCCCCCUGUACAUGGAGACGCGCCAGAAACGCAGUGGGAUAUCCCAGCGUAUCCUCGAUCUGUGCCAGGAAUGGGGUGCCAACCACCUAUUCACGAAUCUUGAGUACGAGGUGGACGAACUGCGCCGCGACGCCACUCUGAUCCGGCUGGGAGCGAAGAACGCCAUCAAAAUUGAAGCGGCCCAUGAUAGCUGUGUGGUCACACCCGGCCAGCUGGCGAGCCAGCAGGGAAAGCAGUACGCGGUGUACACACCGUGGUAUCGCUCAUGGGUCGCCUUUUUGAAGGACAAUCCGGAGUGCUUGGAGAUGAUCGACGAGCCCGGGACCAACCCGGGCAACGCUCGCAAGGACUACCAAUCAUUGUUCGACUGCGAAGUGCCUUCUGCCCCUGAUAACAAACAGAUUUCUGUCGAUCAGCGUACGCAUCUGCGCCAACUAUAUCCGGAAGGAGAGCACGAGGCGCUCCGCCGGCUGGAGGCAUUUCUCGACGACAAAGUCCGACAGUACGACGACGGACGGAACAUCCCAGCGCAGCAAAAUACGUCCGUUUUGAGCCCGUACUUCGCGUCCGGGUCGCUCAGUGCUCGAACUGCGGUCGCGAAGGCGCGCCAAUCCAAUAAAAACCAGCUAGAUCGUAACGAUCCCGGGACCAUGGCCUGGAUCAGCGAGGUGGCCUGGCGUGACUUUUACAAGCAUGUCCUUGUCCACUGGCCGUUCAUCUGUAUGAACAAAUGCUUCAAGCCCGAAUUCACGAAUAUCGAAUGGGAGUACGAUCACGACCAGUUUGAGGCGUGGUGCCAGGGGAGAACCGGCUUCCCCAUCGUUGAUGCGGCCAUGCGACAGCUGAAUCAAGAUGCCUGGAUGCACAACCGCUCGCGCAUGGUGGUCUCCUCGUUUCUUUCCAAGGACCUCAUGAUUGACUGGCGACGUGGUGAGCGGUACUUCAUGGAGAAUUUGGUCGACGGCGAUUUUGCCUCCAACCACGGCGGCUGGGGAUUCGGAUCCAGCACGGGGGUUGAUCCCCAACCGUACUUUCGGAUCUUCAACCCGUUGCGCCAAAGCGAGCGAUUCGACCCGGACGGCGCGUAUAUCCGUCAAUGGGUCCCAGAGUUGCGCGAUAUCGAGGGUGCCGCCAUCCAUGAGCCUUAUAACCGGGGCGCGGGCAAGAUCGCGCAACAGAACGACUAUCCGCGGCCCAUUGUUGACCAUGCCACGAGUCGGAACCGGGCGUUGGAUCGGUACAAAAAGGCCAUCCAGGGGCAGAGACAGGCGUCGUCUCCACCGAAUUGA
Messenger RNA from Aspergillus steynii IBT 23096, 1788 nucleotides. Its product is annotated as deoxyribodipyrimidine photo-lyase PHR1. Bases 1 to 1788 code for a protein of 595 amino acids. NCBI's taxonomy places the organism in Eukaryota, Fungi, Ascomycota, Eurotiomycetes, Eurotiales, Aspergillaceae. Gene Ontology annotation, cellular component: cytoplasm; nucleus. Gene Ontology annotation, molecular function: FAD binding; DNA binding. Gene Ontology annotation, biological process: entrainment of circadian clock by photoperiod; circadian regulation of gene expression. The transcript has 2 exons. The record is from RefSeq and is a predicted model, not a curated record.